Frieseomelitta varia is the source of this 1480-nucleotide messenger RNA. It is a transcript of the gene pn, whose product is annotated as exopolyphosphatase PRUNE1. Bases 102 to 1241 code for a protein of 379 amino acids. The transcript is spliced from 6 exons. NCBI's taxonomy places the organism in Eukaryota, Metazoa, Arthropoda, Insecta, Hymenoptera, Apidae. Gene Ontology annotation, cellular component: cytoplasm. The record is from RefSeq and is a predicted model, not a curated record. Gene Ontology annotation, molecular function: exopolyphosphatase activity.
UUUUUUAAAGCCGGACAACACAGUAAUUGAUAGGCACGAAUUUACAGUACGCAAAGUCGAUCAAUUAGACGUAAAUAAAUUGUGCAACGUGUUAAAGCAGCAUGGAAUCAUUUUUAUCUGCAUCAAGAGCCGCCGUGUUGAAUCUGUCGGCUUACAAAAGAAUCCGCAUCGUUCGGGGCAAUGAAACUUGUGAUUUAGAUUCAGCCGUAUCGACGUUGAUUCAAGCCUUCUCCGAGUAUUUGGACGGAAUUGAAAGUAAGGAAACAGAUUUAGCAACCAUACCGUUAAUGAAUAUACCCAAGAGAGAGUAUCGCGUGAAAACCGAAGUUGUAUUUUUUUUCGACCUUCACAACAUACCGUCCGACUUGCUAAUAUUCCGGGAUCAAAUAGAUUUGAAAGCAUUGAAGGAAAAUACGAAAAUAAAAUUGGAAACGGUGCUUGUUGAUCAUCAUAACCUUUCGGACGAGGACAUGUACUUGAUGGAUUCUGUAGUAAAAAUAAUCGAUCACAGACCGCGAGACGAGCGAUGGUCAUGGCCUGGCGGGGAAAUACAUCUGGAAAGCGUAGGCAGCUGCGCGACACUGGUGGCGCGAAAUUUGUUCGAUAAGCAUCCACAUAUGAUAGACUCGCAGAUAUCGAGUCUUUUAAGAGGUCCGAUAUUAAUCGAUACUUGUAAUUUCGCAAAAGAGGCCAACCGUGCUACUAUCGUCGACGUCGAAGUGACGAAUGCUCUUGAAAAAGCCGGAUCGUUAAGUCUCGACAGAGACAAAGUAUUUAACGAGAUCGUCGAAGCAAAGUCCGACAUUAGCAGAUUAACUACCGACGAUCUUUUAAUCAGAGAUUUAAAAGUGACUAGUGGAAUACCGAUCGUUGGAUUGCCUAUGUUAGUAAAGGAUUUCCUUAAUUUGCAAGACAGUCGUCUGGAAGGUCUUGGAAACUUUGCCAAAUGUAGAAACACUACGUUAGUCAUCCUAAUAGGAUUGAAACUUGAUUCGCAAAGUGUAUCUCGAGAUAUCGCUAUUUUUUCAUUGGGCACCGAUCGACUGAGAGAAAAGAUAACGAAUGCCCUGACAGCAUCUACGCAACCCUGUCUCGAGUUGAAUUUCAUUAGAAAAAUUCACCAGGAAGAUGGAGACUUUAUUCUGCUUCUUUACGAGCAAAAAAAUUUAUGCGUCACAAGAAAACAGAUUUUACCGAUCGUUCGACAUGUCGUUUCGUUGGAGUGUGCCAACAAUAAGUAACUAUUCGUGAUAGAAUCGUUUACAAAGUUGCAUUAGUUAAUUUGCAAAGGAGAAGACUUUGAUUUUUCGAGUUUUCUUUAAAAUAGAAACAAUAAGAAAUAAAACGAUUCAUCUUAUUUUGAACUAAAUUGUUUCGAAAUUCAUUAACACGGAAGAAGAAACUAAUACGAUACUCGAUAUUAAUUUGAUAAAUAUGAAAUACCAUUUUCAUUGGUACAGGUAAUCUGUGUGUUUUAUUA